UCUCCCACCCUUUCUCUCCCUCUCUAUCUCCGAGCAAUAAUUUGCCAGUCCCAGACAUCAAAGUCCCUAAAACUUAAACCUGUUUUGCUGCCCUUUCGUAGGUCUGCUUCAGCCUUAACUAUGCUACAUAACACCUAAACUGCUGCUGCUGCUACUAUUUGCUAUAAUCAAUUAUUCUUGCUCUUUAAAAAUGGUCCUCUCUCCAAGGCACAAGCAAGAAGCUUGUUGUGUCUUUUCCUGUAAUGAACCCAUGUUCCAUUUUCAUUGUCUGGGCACUUUAUAGAUACUACUACGCCUUUCUUGCACUUUACUUGCUUGUUCUCUGUUAAUGGAUUUUGGGGUGGUCAGUUUGGACAAUGGUGGGGGGUUAAUGUGUUCAGAGACAACUGGUUUUGCUUCUUCAAUUACACUUCCUACCACUGCAACUACUACUUCUGAUGCUGAGACUAAACAAAAGUGGUACGGAUCUGGAUUUCUCAAGCAGGAAAGGUCAGCAGGGACUACUACUGCUGCUGAAGAUGACUUGAGGGACUUAAAAGUUGCCAAGAUUAGCCCUGAUGAUUUCUCAGCUUCCAAAGCAAUGCUGUUUCAGCAGAGAACUCCUUUACUGAGAUCUAAUAAUAGUUGUAGUAACUUAUUCCCUGAAGGUUCAGGCCAGCAGCAGAUGCUUAGCUUCUCUUCUCCCAACCCUCAGAGUGUGACAUUACCUUAUUAUCACCACCCCUCUUCAGUUGUUUAUAGUAGAACUACAGGCUACGGCAGCGGAGGCUUGAAUGCUGGAAACAUGCACGGGGUACCAUCUGGGGUUAGGGGACCGUUCACACCAUCUCAGUGGAUGGAACUGGAACACCAAGCCUUGAUCUACAAGUACAUCAACGCGAAUAUGCCCAUACCUUCUUAUCUUCUCACCCCAAUUAGGAAAGCACUCGAUUCUGCUGGUUUCUCAAGCUUUGCAGGCCUAAGGCCCAGCGCUUUUGGUUGGGGUGCUUUCCAUAUAGGAUUCUCCAACAGUACUGACCCUGAACCAGGAAGGUGCCGAAGGACCGAUGGCAAGAAAUGGCGGUGCUCAAGAGAUGCAGUUGCUGACCAGAAGUACUGUGAGCGGCACAUGAACAGGGGCCGCCAUCGUUCAAGAAAGCCUGUGGAAGGCCAACCUGGCCAUUCUGUUGCAGGAACCACGAAUAAUGCUGCCAAAUUGACGCCAACUUCCUCUGCAUCUGCUGCAGUGGUUCCUGGAGGCAGUGCGUCCAACAGCUUAGGCCUCCUCCAGACUGGUGCCAAUGUUCAAUGUGCCGCAUCUCCCCAACUUGACAGGACCUUUCUGGAAAAGGAAAAUUUGGGUGGGAGAAUUCAAGAUACAACUGGUCUCUCCAUGAUAUCUCGACGUAUAAACUUGAAAGAUAACCAAUAUCCCCUUCCCAAACCGCAGAAUCCCUACCAACAAUCUUCCCGGGGAGAAUUUGGACUGGUCUGCUCUGACUCUCUGCUAAAUCCUUUGGACAGAAGCUCUUUUUUAGUGAACUGCAGUAACUAUGGUACUUCUGAAGAAGUCAAUGAUCACGAAAGCAAAUCACGCACUGGUCUUCGCCAGUUUAUGGAUGACUGGCCCAAUAACAGGACUGAACGUUCAUCUGUUGUUUCAUGGCCAGACAUUGAUCUGCACUCAGACAGGACUCAACUGUCCAUUUCCAUCUCGAUGGCUGCCUCAGACUUCAUGUCCUCUACAUCGUCUCCCACCAAUGAAAAAGUGGCAUCAUCCCCAUUGAGGUUAUCCCGGGAAGUUGAAGCUACGCAAAUGGGGUUGGGAGUAGGUGCCACUGUCAAUGAUCGUACCCACAGACAAGCAAACUGGAUUCCCAUCUCCUGGGAAUCAUCCAUGGGUGGACCUCUUGCUGAGGUGUUGCAUAGCACAAAUAACGGCACAAGCGAAAGCAAGAGUGCCUCAGCUCUUAACCUCAUGACCGAGGGUUGGGACGGCAGCCCGCAGUUAGCAUCAUCCCCUACCGGGGUUUUGCAGAAAGCCGCUUUCGUGUCUCGUUCUAACAGCAGCACUGGAAGCAGUCCGAGAGCUGAGGCUAGCAAGGCGCAUGAAGGAGGCAGCCUUUGCAGUGGCGGCGUACUUGGAUCAACUCUUGUGAAUCCAGCCUUGCCUGCACUGUAAUUGGGGUCAGACCGGGAUGAUCAAGUUUCAAGUGAAUUCUAGUAGUGAGUUUUCGAUAUGUGCUGACGAACGAACACUAAGAGCAAUUAGCUUUUCAUUUGGAAUUUUUUGUUAAUUUGUUGCUUUUCUUGUGUAACUCUAUCAUCUGUGAGACAUAAUCACUCGAUGUAGAACCUGACGAAUUAUCAUCAUAAAAAUAUGACUAUGCUUGAGUUAGUGAUAUAAUUGUGGAGCUGUUGGGGUGCGACAUGAAAUUUUGCUUUGGGUUAUAUCUUAUCCAUCCCUUCAUGUGCUCCUGUUGGGUGAGUGUUUUAAUCACCAUUUGCUUUUAGGUUGGUAGGAAGCAUGUUGGUUGGUGGGUUGAUAUAAUGGCUAGUGUACGGGUUGGAUGUGAUUGUGAAUGUGGGCUAUGAUUUUUAGCAGCCA
Coffea eugenioides is the source of this 2587-nucleotide messenger RNA. Its product is annotated as growth-regulating factor 1-like. Gene Ontology annotation, biological process: regulation of DNA-templated transcription; DNA-templated transcription; developmental process. The coding region runs from base 329 to 2161 and encodes 610 amino acids. Gene Ontology annotation, cellular component: nucleus. NCBI's taxonomy places the organism in Eukaryota, Viridiplantae, Streptophyta, Magnoliopsida, Gentianales, Rubiaceae. The record is from RefSeq and is a predicted model, not a curated record. Gene Ontology annotation, molecular function: ATP binding. The transcript has 4 exons.